Suillus plorans is the source of this 1830-nucleotide messenger RNA. RefSeq lists its product as uncharacterized. The coding region runs from base 1 to 1830 and encodes 609 amino acids. The record is from RefSeq and is a predicted model, not a curated record. NCBI's taxonomy places the organism in Eukaryota, Fungi, Basidiomycota, Agaricomycetes, Boletales, Suillaceae. Gene Ontology annotation, biological process: protein deubiquitination. The transcript has 10 exons. Gene Ontology annotation, molecular function: cysteine-type deubiquitinase activity.
AUGCACCUUCGCGAUGAGGCGAAAGAGUCCAUUAACAUUGAACUUUUAAUCACAUUGAUGGAUGGAAGCGUGGACCACGAAGUGGCCAGGCGCGUCCUACGGAAAUUCGAUGGCGAUGUAGAGAAAGCAGCUUCUGCCAUGAUCGAGGGCGACAGGGGAGAAGACACGCAAUCGUCGUUGUGGACGUCGCACUCGCAGAUGGAAAUAAACCAGCCCAGACCGCUGCCUGCUCCCGCUGUUCGCCCAAACUCACCAAUCAAUAUCGACCUCACGGGUGACGACGACAAUAAUGACGAACUAUCGCGCGCUUUGAAAGCGUCACUUGAGACAGCCUCUCAAGAGGGUCCGAUGUUUGGACCAAGCGAAAGGCCUCCUGAUGCCAAUUGGGCGAUGGUACCUUCGAAUCAGAAUAACGUUGCUGCGGACGAUCUGGAUCGCGCUAUACAAGCUAGCUUCGAGCAGGCUGAUACUGGCGACGAAUACCAACCUUUACCCCUCGAUCAGCAAUGGCGGAAGGAAGGCUGGCCUGUCACUUUACGUCCAACGAAACAUACGAUGGUCUACGCAGCUCUGGUUCUGCAUGCGCUCUUCUAUGUUCCACAGAUUCGUGAACGCGUUGCAAAUUGGCGACCAGCUCUACCCGAAGGCGCAACGGAAGCUGAACCACCAAAGAAUGGACCAGAGCUCCUCAUGUGGAAGCUCGUCGAAACAUUCACCAAUAUGGAUCUUGCAAAACUUGUGGACCUGGACGCUCAUGAGGUGCUGGAGGGGUUCAAGCCUGAGCCCUGGUCGAACCCUGCGCAACCGCCAGGCGAGCUAUCUCAACGAUUCUUCGAAAAGGUAGCAGGCGCCCUUGACAAAGUGUUCGCCCAUGAAUUCAUUCGUACCGGACAGGCAAAACAGCGCAUCAUGCAGUUCCAAUAUGGGAACAGCAGUUUCGAUGACGAACCCGGAGAGCUCCUGCAAGAUGCUUCCAUCGUCCGUGUCGAAGCCCUUGGACGGAGCGACACGAAUGACCUCGUCGGUCGCCUUUCCGCGCAGCUUUCAAGUAAUAAGGAUGGUAUCAAACGCCAAGUUAUCUUCGAGCCCUCGGAGGUGAUUGCGUUUCAUCUCGCGCGCUCGGGCACUGUUACGGGCGAGCGCAAGUCGUUUAAAUACCCGAAGCACAUCUAUCUCGACCAGUUCCUGAAGGAAAAUAUUGAACUUGCAGAGAGUAAGAGGGCGCAGCAGCGGGGCCUUCAUGCAGAAAUUCAAAAGCUGGUGUUGCAUAACAAGUCCUUGACGCACUUCAAUGACAAAGACACCCUAACGGACCUGCGGUCAUCGAUAUAUUAUUACGAGAAUGUGGCAGAUGCGAAGGACGACGACGAGCGUGCUCGUGUCACCCAAAUUAUGGCUAACAAACUAAAGGGUAUCCUUGCUCAGGUAGAGAAGGAAAUUCAAGUCUCGGAUAUCAACAUUGCGAAGAUGCGUGACCAAGCUGGAACGCUCCUAGAUUGCCCUGAGCUCCAACGCGUCAGAUAUGAUCUCCGUGCAGUACUAGUCCACGACGGAUUGUAUGGCAGGAAGCACCUCUAUUCCUAUGUACAAGAGAAGGGUGUAUGGUGGAGGAUAGAGGAUACAUCCAUCAGCCAGGUAUCCGAGGUAAAUGUUUUGGAGGACUCGGUGGGCCUGCAUCUCGGUGCAGGGCCUUACCUUCUCUUGUAUUCCAAAACGUUGCCAGAAGGCACCGAGCUACUGGAUCUCCAGUGGCCUCCGCCGAUCAAGGCAUGUCAAAUAUUGUUCGCAUGCCAAAAUACUUACCUGACUUUUCAUAUCAGAUCGAUGUAG